AUGGAGCCGGGCCCCGGAGACCAGGUUCCCGUGUUCUCGGCUUGGCCUUAUGCGGACGGGAACCGGACGGAGGGCAUGAAGUACGUCAUGAACAAGAACGAGGAGGAGGAGGGGGUCGUCUUCAACAUCUUCAUCCUCGCCCUGACCGAGCUGGCGGGGCUGGGCGGCUUGGUGGGGAACGGCCUGGUCCUCUGGCUCCUGAGCAGCCACGUCCACCGGAACAACUUCUCCAUCUACCUCCUGGACCUGGCCAGCGCCGACUUUCUCUUCCUCUGCUGCCACAUGGCCAUCGUCAUUCCCGAGACCCUCCAGGACCGCUUCAGCUUCCCCCACUACGUCUACGACAGCCUCCUGGCGCUGAGGUUCUUCUUCUACACGGUGGGCCUGAGCCUCCUGGGGGCCGUCAGCGCCGAGCAGUGCGCCGCCUCCCUGUGGCCCGGCUGCUACCAGCGCCGGCGGCCGGCCCACACGUCGGCCGUCGUGUGCGCCCUGCUCUGGGCUCUCUGCCUCCUGCUGCACUUCCUGUCCUACGGCACCUGCGGGGAGCUGUCGGGCGGCAACGCGGGCACCCUGUGCGGCCACAUCGGCUUGGCCAGGGUGGCCUUGCUCGGCCUCCUCUUGGCCUGCAUGUGCGUGUCCAGCCUGGUCCUGCUCGUCCGCACGGAGUGCGGCUCGCCGCGCCGCUGGCCCCAGAAGUUCUACAGCCUGGUUCUGUUCCUCGUGCUCACCUUCCUCUUCUGCGGCCUCCCCUUCGGCAUCUACCGGCUGUCUCUGAACUGGCUGCACAUCCCGGACUAUUACUAUUACCUCAGUGUGCUCAUGGCCGCCGUGAACAGCGCGGCCAAGCCGCCCAUCUACUUCUGCGUGGGCAGCCCGCGGCCAGGCGGCUUCCGGGAGCCCCUCAAGACCGUCCUCUUGAGAGCUCUGGGGGACGAGGAGGAGCUGGCCGAGAGGGGAGAGAUGCUGGACACGGGCCCCGUGGACAUGUAG
This is a messenger RNA of Gracilinanus agilis (Agile Gracile Mouse Opossum), 990 nucleotides long. Its product is annotated as mas-related G-protein coupled receptor member E-like. Bases 1 to 990 code for a protein of 329 amino acids. Gene Ontology annotation, cellular component: membrane. Lineage: Eukaryota; Metazoa; Chordata; Mammalia; Didelphimorphia; Didelphidae. The transcript has a single exon. Gene Ontology annotation, biological process: G protein-coupled receptor signaling pathway. Gene Ontology annotation, molecular function: G protein-coupled receptor activity. The record is from RefSeq and is a predicted model, not a curated record.